Messenger RNA from Drosophila ficusphila, 2372 nucleotides. RefSeq names its product trichohyalin. Gene Ontology annotation, cellular component: centrosome. Gene Ontology annotation, biological process: regulation of cilium assembly. Lineage: Eukaryota; Metazoa; Arthropoda; Insecta; Diptera; Drosophilidae. The record is from RefSeq and is a predicted model, not a curated record.
UGUAACACUUUACGCGAAUUUGGAUACAAUUUUUUGGGAUUCGAAUGUGUAAUAACGUUUUAAAAAAAUUCUCUGUUGGCCAAAAGCAGCGCAAAAAUUACACAAGUGAAACACAAACCGAACAGGCUAAAUUUUCGUAGAUGUUAGAGCCAUCGAAGGGACCACUAGCCGCAGGACAACGCCCACUUGGAUUGCAGUCAGGAUCGGAUCGCAAAGGAGCCACCUCCACCUCCACCUCGAUGGGAAUGGAUCUCGGACUGGAGGAGCGGAGCGGCGAUCAGCCCGCGGAGAAGAGCAGCUACGUCAGUCUGUCGCAGAACUCGACUGUCCGGGAUUCGAUGAGUGCCAGCAGCUUGGGCUUCAGGGACCACUCCUGCCCCAGUGUCCUGAGGAUGCCCAAGAACGGCAAGAAAGGCAAGGAAAGCAAGGAGGUCGAUCUGGGGUUGAGCGACGGAGAACCGGAGGACUAUCUCGACUCGGACGGAAGCACAAAGAGUCCGCCGCCCUCGGAGGCCAUUGGAAGCAAGCUGAAGGAGGAGCUCAGCAAGUACAAGCAGGAGCUCAAGGAGUACAACGAGACGACCAAGGACCUGGAGGAGAAGUACAUGCAGAUCAACUACGAGCUGUGCGAGAUGCAGCAGAAGCACGACCACUUCGUGACCAGCAGGGCUCAACCCUCGCCAAUGGACAUGGAAAGUGAGCCGGAUCCGGAGGGGUUCUACAGCUCCGCCAGCAGCGUGGCCUCGCAGCUGACCAUCAAGCGGAGGAGCCCCCAGAUCCUGCGCAGCAACACCAGCUUCAUGACCGUCCUCUCCGGCCGGAGUUCCUGCGACGACAUCUCCCACCAGAAGUACCCGUCCCAGAGGAGCGGUCACCAGUCGAAGGAUCGGCGCAAGCACAACGUGUACGACAGCCACAUUGUGGAGACGCUGGCCAACCGACAUGCUCAGCGGAGGAAGAGGUCCCUGGAGCACGAGGAGCGCGACAGGGAGCCUGCCUCCUUCAAGGACGUGUACAGUGUGCUGAAGGACGUGAUGAACACCUCACAGGAUAACAAGUACAAGCACGAACGGGAUCGGGAGAGGAAGCGCGACAGAGACGGAGGCGAUGGAGACCUCAACCAGCUGCUGGGCACCAUCAAGAGCCUCAAGAGCGAGCAGCUGCAGUUCAGGACGCUCAUCCGGCAGCAGCAGGAGCGGAUCGCGGACUACCACAGCCGCUGCGUGAAGGCGCAGGACAUCAUGAGCAGCCAGAAGCACGAGAUCGACAAGCUGCACGUGAACAACAGGACGCUGGAGUCGAGCAUCCACCGGGACAUCGAGGGCCUGCGCUCCAAGAUCGACUCGAAACUGAAGAGCGUCUCGCACCUGCCGAAGAUGAUGCGGGACGAGCACUCCAAGCACGAGAAGGUCAUGCGGGAGAACUGCCUGCUGGCGGACAAGCUGCGCGUCCUGCAGCAGGAGGCCAUGCAGCUGAAGGCCAAGAUCGACGAGCUGGGCCGCCGCAAGCUGGUCACCGUCAACCGGCUGAAGGCCGCCGAGCGGGACCUCAAGAUAUUCAAGAACUACAACGCGGCCCUCAAGACGGAGAAGAGGAAGCUCACCCAGGAGCUCUCCUCGGUGAAGGAGGAGCUGGAGCAGCUCCAGGCGAGCAGCAAGCGGCAGCUCUCGCGCCACCGCGAGCAGAGCGAGAAGCAGCGCCGGGAGCUGCAGAAGCGGAUCUACGACCUGGAGCUGAAGCUCUCCCGCAGCCAGAACUCCACCUCCGGCCUCAUCCAGGAGCGGGACAGCCUGAUCGCCGAGCUGCAGACCCAGCUGCACACGCUCGUCCACAACUUCGAGGUCUCGCAGAAGCACAUCCGGGUGCUCCGGCGGCACAUCUACUCCAUGACGACUCCGGGCGGUGCGGGCAUCCCCUCCGCCGGCGGCGGUGCCCCUGCAGGCAUUGCGGGCUCCCAGCGGCCCAGUCUGAUCAGGAUCAGCCAGCUGCCCCAGGGAUCCAGCCUCGGACGACUCGGCAGCCCGCGAACGCUGAGGGGAAAGAUCUAGGAUCUAGGACUUUGCUCCUGGAUCGCUUCCCUCGGCCGUCCAGGCAACUUGAAGGUACGGCUCCCGACUCUCGGACCCGAUCCUCAAGUUGCCUGGGCUCCUUACGGCGCUAACGAGCCACCGAUACUUUCACUCUGAUCGUGAAAACGAACCCUUUUUAAUACUUCGACUAAUGGCUGGUUUUUUAAUGGGCAGUUGGGAGAGCAAAUGGAUGCAAUCGUUUGUGAGCGUUCUAAAAGUAUAAAGCGUCACAACAGAAAUGUUAUAAAUCGGAUCGAGGAAAACUACAUAUCUGAAGGAAAUAUCACGGGAAUUUUAAGCACA